Molecule: messenger RNA, 660 nt
Organism: Hansenula ciferrii
Lineage: Eukaryota; Fungi; Ascomycota; Saccharomycetes; Phaffomycetales; Wickerhamomycetaceae
Gene: FAU1
Product: 5-formyltetrahydrofolate cyclo-ligase
Exons: 1
Coding region: 1-660 (219 amino acids)
Biological process (GO): tetrahydrofolate interconversion; folic acid-containing compound biosynthetic process
Cellular component (GO): mitochondrion
Molecular function (GO): 5-formyltetrahydrofolate cyclo-ligase activity
Source: RefSeq, a predicted model, not a curated record
AUGUCAAGUAUUAAAGCUAGUAAACAAUUACUAAGGAAAGAUGUAAUGUCAAAAUUAAAUUCUUUACCAUAUCAAGAUAUUAUAGAUCAAUCAAUUGAAUCUUUAAAUGUAUUGCAAAGAUUAAAUAUUUUCCAAAAAUCUCAAAAUGUUGGUAUAUUUAUGAGUAUGGAUACUGAAAUUCAAACUCAAUUAAUUAUAAAAGAAUCAUUUGAUCUAGGUAAAAAUGUUUAUUUACCUCAUAUAGCAAAUAUUAAUAAAUUAGAUCACAACAAUAUUAAAUUAUUUAAAAAAGAACCAAUGUAUUUAAUUUUUUAUCAAAUGGAUAAUUAUGAAAGUGUAUUAAAUUUAGAACCAAUAGGGAAAUAUAAAUUAAAAGAACCAACUAAAGGUCAAGAUCUUUUAGAUGAAUUGACUGGUAAUACCCCAUUAGAUUUAUUAAUUAUGCCAGGUGUUGCAUUUACUUCAAAAUUAGAUAGAUUAGGUCAUGGAGGUGCAUUUUAUGAUGAUUUUAUUAAAAGACAUUUAAUUAAAUUUGGUUCAAAACCUUUUCUUUUAGGUAUUGGUUUAGAUGUUCAAUUAGUUGAUUCUUUACCAAUUGAAAAACAUGAUGAACCAUUAGAUGGAUUAAUUAUAAAAAAUCAAUUUUACAAUAAUGAAUGA